This is a messenger RNA of Boleophthalmus pectinirostris (great blue-spotted mudskipper), 2325 nucleotides long. RefSeq names its product ilvB (bacterial acetolactate synthase)-like (gene ilvbl). The transcript has 14 exons. Bases 238 to 2112 code for a protein of 624 amino acids. Gene Ontology annotation, molecular function: magnesium ion binding; acetolactate synthase activity; thiamine pyrophosphate binding. Gene Ontology annotation, cellular component: acetolactate synthase complex. Lineage: Eukaryota; Metazoa; Chordata; Actinopteri; Gobiiformes; Gobiidae. The record is from RefSeq and is a predicted model, not a curated record. Gene Ontology annotation, biological process: L-valine biosynthetic process.
CUCCAGCUAUUGCGGAAACACGGAAAGCAUUUAGCCUUCAAGCAGAGGACAACGUUGCUGAAAACAUAUACUAUUUGGUAUUUAAUUUGUUUACUAAAGCCAAACUUAAAUAGAAUGUGACUUGUAGUAUUAGUUUUUGCGUUGUAGUUUUAUAUUCGUCCUGCACAGAGCUCCCAAAGUGCAAGGAAGUAAACACAUAAACAAACCUUAUAUCAUUUUUAUCUGACUGACUUUUCCAUGGAUUAUGAAGCGCUGUGCACUGUGCUUGGAUGCGUGUCGGGGAUAGCUGCAAGUGGACUCCUCUUUGCAGCCUACAGACUUGGCUUACUUUAUCAGUUGUUCCAUAAGACAGAGACGAAAAGUCCCCGUCAUGGGGGUGAGAGUGUGGCUGAGGUUCUGCGCGCUCAUGGAAUAAAGUAUGUGUUCACUCUGGUUGGAGGACACAUCUCUCCCAUCCUAGUGGCCUGUGAGAAAGUGGGCAUUCGUAUUGUGGACACCAGACAUGAGGCCACAGCAGUCUUUGCAGCUGAUGCAGUUGCGAGGCUUUCAGGAACUGUUGGUGUGGCGGCAGUUACUGCCGGACCAGGACUCACCAACACUGUCACAGCGGUAAAAAACGCUCAGAUGGCUGAAUCCCCCUUACUGCUCAUAGGGGGAGCUGCUGGCACUCUUCUUCAGGGUAGAGGCGCACUGCAAGAUAUUGACCAAAUCUCUCUGUUUAAGCCUUUGUGUAAAUUCUGUGCUUCUGUCAGAACUGUUCGGGAGAUUGUACCCACUGUUAGAAAGGCCCUGGCUAUUGCUCAGUCAGGAACUCCAGGCCCUGUCUUUAUAGAGUUUCCCAUUGACACACUGUACCCCUACCACAUUGUGUCUAAAGAGUUUGGUGUUAAAAACCCCCCAAAGGGCUUAAUGGGCAAAUUUGUCUCCUGGUAUCUUAAUAAUCACCUCAUGAACCUCUUUGCUGGAGCAUGGGAGCUGAGAGAUGUGUCUCCUCUUCCUGUGAAUAUCCCACAGGCUACAGAUGAUCAGUUACAGACAUGCAUAGAACUGGUAAGUAGAGCAAAGAAGCCAGUUAUCCUGCUUGGAAGCCAAGCAACACUUCCUCCAACACCAGCUGAUGAUAUCAGGAAGGCACUGGAGGACUUGGGCAUACCUUGCUUCCUGGGUGGCAUGUCUCGUGGAAUGUUGGGUAAAGACAGUCCUAUCCAUAUCAGACAGAACAGACGUGAUGCCCUAAAGGAGGCUGACCUGGUCAUUUUAGCUGGCACUGUGUGUGACUUCCGUCUGAGCUAUGGCCGUGUUCUGAACAGACGCAGUAAAAUUAUUGCUGUCAACAGAGAUAGGAGCCAACUCCUAAAAAAUUCAGAUAUGUUUUGGAAACCAACUGUUGCAAUCCAGGGUGAUGCUGGUUCAUUCUUGGUGAAUCUUUCCAAAGGCCUUAAAGGCCAUCGCUGUUCUGAGGAAUGGCCACAAAGCCUUAAAUCUGGUGACACAACUAAAGAGAAAGCUAACAGAACCAAAGCAGAGGAUAAGACUGAUCAUCACCUGAAUCCACUAAAGGUUCUUCACUGUGUAGAUGAACUCAUGUCUGAGAAUAGUAUCAUUGUUGCAGAUGGAGGUGAUUUUGUUGGAAGUGCUGCUUACAUUUUGAAACCAAGAGGACCUCUGCGCUGGCUUGAUCCAGGAGCCUUUGGGACUUUGGGAGUUGGAGGAGGAUUUGCACUGGGAGCAAAGCUGUGCCGGCCUGAUUCUGAGGUUUGGAUAAUCUAUGGUGAUGGAUCUUUAGGAUACAGUGUAGCAGAAAUUGACACUUUCACUAGACACAAGACUCCAGUUAUUGCCGUGGUGGGAAAUGAUGCCUGUUGGAGUCAGAUCUCUAGAGAGCAAGUCCCCAUGCUUGGUAGCAAUGUAGCAUGUGGCCUUGCAUUUUCAGAUUAUCAUGUAGUAGCAGAUGGUUAUGGAGGCAAGGGCUAUCUCAUUGGACGUGAAGACGAAGACAACCUGUGUGACAUAAUUAAACAGGCACAGAAGGAUUGUCAUGAGGGAAAAGCUACACUUCUUAAUGUUCUUAUUGGGAAAACUAACUUCAGAGAGGGCUCUAUCUCUGUGUAGAAAGAAACUACAUCAUGCCUUCACUAAAAUGGAUACUGACUUUGACCUCACCUUUACCCCAUUAUUAAAGCCAUAAUUAAGUACAUUAUUUUAGUUACCUACUUAUGUAAAAUGGAACUAUGGGCUUUAUGCUCUGCCAUGUUACAACUGGAAAAAAAAUAUUUCACCUUAUCUCACCAGUUAUUACAAAGCACAUAUAUAUAUAUAUAUAUA